AUGAGAUUUCUUCCAAGAUUCUGUCUGUUGUUGAUGUCGUCUGCGGCGGCCGCUGGGGGGGAGACAUGUUCACCAACCCAGCGCCAUAAGUUCGAUCUAGUCAUCGUUGGGGGUACUGGAGCUGGGGUGGCCGCAGCCAUCCAAGCUUCAAGGCUGAACCUGUCGGUGGCACUGUUGGAGGAGAGUGCUCACAUUGGCGGCAUGGUCGUCGAAGGAGCCGGUGGUGCCGAUCUCGAUUCACAGCCUAAUUUCCAAAACUCACUGACGAUUGGACCAAUGGUACUUGAGCUGUACAGACGUGUCAUCUCAACAUACGGCCCAGAUCGACUACGUGGGUUUAAUGAGGCUUGGGCUAACCAUGUGAAAGACAAGAGCCUGUGGCGAUAUGAGAGUCAUAAAGGCGAGCAGGCCAUCCUGGACUGGCUGGAAGAGGAAGAGAACAUCCAAGUCUUUAUCAACACCUCUCUCAGAGGAACAGGCAACGGCCAGGGCGUGGUGAAGAACGGUACCUCAAUUACUCACAUUAUCACAGAAGACUGUCAGCACUUCUCAGCGCCUUACUUUAUUGAUGCCACCUAUGAGGGUGACCUCUUCGCUUCUGCUGGUGUUAACUACGUGGUUGGACGAGAGUCGGUUAACGACUUUGAUGAACCCAUGGCGGGUAUACGUCUCGAUUCCACGUAUUCCAAUUUCCAAGUGCCUGUCGAUCCUUUCAAUGAGAAAGGAAACCCUAGCAGUGGUUUGAUACCGACUGUACAGCCAGAUGCUCUUGGUGAACAAGGCGACGGUCAUCAAUUCCACAGCGACAAUCAGAUUCAAGCCUAUUCCUGGCGUCUGUGCCUUACAAAUCGUACCGACAAUCUCGUACCAUUCGAAAAACCUGAUGAUUAUAAUGCGUCGCAGUAUAUUAUCUACAGUCGAUACAAAGAGGCUGGCGGUGAAAUCUUCUCGCCACCAGUCGUUGUACCAAACGAAAAGACAGACUUGAUCGGAAGUACACCCCUUGGUCUCGGGUUCGAUAUGCCUGGACGCACCCUCAAGUACCCUGAGGCCGACCGGGCUACUCGUCUACGCCUGCUGAAGAAGCUAGAGAAUUGGCAACGAGGACAACUUUACUACCUCGCUAAUGACCCUGCUGUACCUGAAGAGGUCCGCGCGGAAUGGAGCAGUUGGGGUUAUGCUAAGGACGAGUUCACCGACAAUGCCCAUUUUCCCCGCCGCAUGUACGUCCGUGGCGUGCGUCGCAUGAUGCGUGACGACGUAGUCAUCACUUCUAGGUGGCACAACUACGAUAUUCCUGCCGUCGAGGUUGCGGAUCCAGUUCUGGUUAAUCUAUGGCCAAACGAUGUCCAUGCCGUACGCCGGGUCGUGAAGGAUGGUGCUGUCUACGAUGACGGAUUCAUCUGGAACGAGGGCCCACCCUGGAAGCCAUUCCUAGUUCCAUUCAAAGCCAUCGUCCCACAUGCCUCUCAGUGCAGCAAUUUAUUUACACCUGGAUCGCCGUCUAGCACUCACUUAGGACAUGGGCUAGUUCGUACAGAGCAUACCUUUACAACCCUCGGCCAGGUCAGCGCUUUCGCAGCUUCUAUUGCUAUUAAAGAGAGCUGUGCAAGUGCAGAAGACGUUCCGUAUUAUCUAAUCAGGGAAAAGCUAGAAGAAGCGGGAUUUCUACUAGACCUAACAGCUAAUGGCAUUCCUCAGAAGGUUAUUAGUCCUAUAAGAGACUAA
This is a messenger RNA of Fusarium sp. VM40, 1728 nucleotides long. The record is from the annotation of a GenBank genome assembly. NCBI's taxonomy places the organism in Eukaryota, Fungi, Ascomycota, Sordariomycetes, Hypocreales, Nectriaceae.